Hyposmocoma kahamanoa is the source of this 3269-nucleotide messenger RNA. RefSeq names its product carboxypeptidase N subunit 2-like. The record is from RefSeq and is a predicted model, not a curated record. Gene Ontology annotation, molecular function: protein binding. The transcript is spliced from 3 exons. The coding region runs from base 140 to 2380 and encodes 746 amino acids. NCBI's taxonomy places the organism in Eukaryota, Metazoa, Arthropoda, Insecta, Lepidoptera, Cosmopterigidae.
CUGCGUCCAUCACCCUGAGACAUACAUUUGAUGAAUCUCAUGUGCUAGUGUGCUCAUACUACUACUGCUUGGCAGGAGAAAAAGGUUCAAUAUGCGCGCUAAAAUUUGAAGAUUUUUGUGCGGAGAUACAAGUUUCAUUAUGGCUCCACUCACGGUACUUGCGUUUUGCUUAACCGCAAUUGGUUUCACGUAUGGCUUCAACGGAGACAGCUUUGAAUUGGAAUGUCCUGACGAAUGUGACUGCCACUACUUUAGGAUCAACUGGGUUACCGAUUGCUCGGAAAGCAACCUCACUGAAGUUCCAUACGACGAGUUAAGUUUGAGCGUAUACAUUCUUGACUUAAAUGGAAACAAUAUUACCACAUUGAAAACUUUUCCGACCGAUAUAAAGAUGAGACGACUGCAAAUAGCCUACAACAGAUUAACACGAGUGGAUAGGGAGGCUUUCAAAGGUCUGGAGUAUCUAAUUGAUGUGGAUUUAUCGGGAAACAAUAUCACUUACGUCGAUCCUGAAGCAUUCUUAGAUUCUCGAGGUCUUCUUAACGUGGAAAUGCAAGAUAAUCCAAUCGGCAAGAUCGAAGGACCCUUCCUGAUAUCUAGCACUCUACAGUUCCUAGAUAUAAGCUCCUGUAAUUUAUCUACGAUUAAUCCUCAAUUCUUCGAUAACAUUACAUCCUUAACGACUCUUGAUUUAUCAAAUAAUCCGCUUACGACGUUAGAAGCUGGGGUUUUUGAUGUUUUAACAAGCCUGGAUACCUUGAAACUCAAUGAUUGCAAACUCACAACCAUCACCGAAAAUACAUUCGCUGCAUUAAGCAAUCUCAAGAGCUUAGAGUUAGCUGGAAACCUUUUAACAAAUACUGAUUGGCCAGAAGUCUUUGGAAAACUAGGGAGAUUAGAAUAUUUAAACUUGAGGAAAUCAGCAAUCACUUUCCUAUCAGAGGACACAUUCGCAAAUUGCACAUAUUUAGUUACACUGAUCUUGGCAGAUAACGAAUUACAUGAAUUGGAUGUCGGUGCUACUUUGGGCACAAGCUUGAAUCAUUUAGAAGAAUUAGAUUUAUCCAAUUGCAAAAUACGAGAGCCCAUUUCCGGAGAAGCUUUUGCUAAUGCUACAAGACUGAAAAGUCUGUAUUUAUCUGGCAACCCCUUAUUUGCUCCUGAUCUACAAGAAGCAAUAGCACCUUUACCUCGAUUGGAAAGACUAUUUCUUAGUAACUGUAAUUUACAUAAUCUUCCUGAUAAUUUCAACACGUUUGACAAUCUUCAAGAAUUAGAUAUAUCUCACAAUCCAUUAGUAAAUGUUUUUACUAGACUCCUGGCACCGCUAGACAAGUUGGAAUAUCUCAACAUGGGUUACAGCAACCUCUCCCACAUUGGACCCGACACCUUCUCUAAGAUGACUUCAAUGAAAAGGCUUGUUCUAUCUGGUAAUGAUCUAUUGUCACUUGAAGCAGGAUUAUUUGGAAAUUUAACCCAACUUACAACACUCGAAUUAGAGUUCUGCGGAUUAAAGAGACCUCUAGAUGCUAACACGUUCUUUAAAAAUCUUACAUACAUGGAUUUAAGAGAAAUAAGGCUCGGAGGUAAUCCUCUAGUUAUUCCGGCUGCAGGACCAGUAUUCCCGAAACAAUUGUCUCAAGUUACCAUACUUGAUAUGAGCAACUGUAAUAUAUCUUCUCUAAACGUCGAUGCUUUCAAGAAUACGGUAAAUAUAACAGACUUAAACUUAGCCGGGAAUAGAUUAAAAUCUCAACCAGGAAGCUUAUUAUUUUUAGAAAUAUUACAACAGUUAGAAAAAAUAAAUCUGAGUAAUAACAACUUGACGACGAUCGACCCCGACGUUUUUGUCAACAAUCCAAAACUGCACUCCUUGAAUUUAGUGGGCAAUCCAUUCGUCUGUGAUUGCAAGAUCGCCGAAAUGUGGGACUGGGCGAACAUGAUCAAGGGCGACCUAGAUGUUCUUGUAGGCGCUAAGAGUGCCGAAAAAGAUAUUGUCGUAAAAGGGAAUAAGAAGAAAAGGAGCUUGUAUUGCCAUUACAAUGAGACACAGUUACGAAAUAUGACAAUAAAUGCUAACAAGACUGUUCCUGGCAGGAGGCCAUUCAUAAAGCCUAGAGAGUUGACAUACGCUAACAGAACGUGGGCCAAAUACGUUAGGGAGUCAGGUUGCGAACCCGUGGUGAAGAUUUUGCGGCCAGUAGCUUUAGUAGCUGAAAUGUUCGAUAUAAGCCAUGAUGUUCACUUAUCAACCGCUGUAGUGAUUUUGGCUGCUGUCGCGGUGAUUCUUGGAGUCUCAACAGUUAUGAUGACAAUAAGGCUUUUCAAACGAAACAAAAUGGUGGAAGUGGAUACAGAGGACCAUAGAAAGCAGAGAUAGCAAACAUUACAAAAAAAUAACGUUAUAUGUGAUAGAGUCGUGUUGUAGUGUGGUGGUUGAACGCCUAAUACGGAAUAGUUCACAUUUCGUGUUUAUUCUUAUAAUGUGUAUUUUUGGACUAAAAUAUUUUUUAAACGUCUCUCUAGAAUACAAGUGGAAAUUGUAGAGUUCUUACAUGAAAUCUCUUUUGUAUCUAUUUUUAAAUACUAGUCAUAAACAUUGCAAACAAAAUGUGGUCGUGAUUCCAGAGAACAAGUUACAAAGUAAAUUAUACCUAAUACUUAUUGCCAGACCAUAAUGUAAAAUAAAUAAAAUCGUUGUUUAUUAAGGGCGGUAAAUAAGAAGUUUUUAAUGACUCGAGGUUUGUAAUUUUUACCGCCCAUGCUACAUACAAUGUUUUUCAUCACAUUUGCGAGGUAAUAGAUACAACGAUAAUUUAUUUCUUGUAUGAAUGAAUAUCGCUUCACAACGCAACAUUUACGGAUUUUGUUUGUUUUUUUUAAGCAGAUUACUGACAAUUCUUCUAUAGUUUAACUCGAAGUUAAAUGUCAUGAUAGGCACAGACGUAUGCAGCCACAUUAUAUUACAUAUAAGACAAAUAAUUUCCAAAUUCUAAAAAUACUACAAAAUUUGAAUUGACAAAUUUAUACGAAAGCGAAAAGUUUAUGCGAAAAAUACGUUCAGAUUCUUUGAGCAUAAAAAAUUCAUUGGGCGAUAAUGUAAUGAAAAAGCCCGUGGAUAUUAUUUAGGACAUUACGAGCGACUUUUCCUGCAUGUCACGACACUGUUUACGAGCAAAUGUGAUGAAAAUUAAGCUUAGGUUUACAUAACAGUAUUUUUUAAUUUAUGUUUUAAUUUAUAAUGUACAUUAAACCCUUCAUGAAAUGAA